Molecule: messenger RNA, 1854 nt
Organism: Lytechinus pictus (painted urchin)
Lineage: Eukaryota; Metazoa; Echinodermata; Echinoidea; Temnopleuroida; Toxopneustidae
Exons: 1
Coding region: 1-1737 (578 amino acids)
Biological process (GO): protein monoubiquitination
Molecular function (GO): zinc ion binding; ubiquitin protein ligase activity
Source: RefSeq, a predicted model, not a curated record
AUGGCUUCACUAAGAGAAUAUAUUGAUAGGAACCUAGAGUGUCCAGUCUGCCUGGGCUUUCUGAAGGAUCACCGAAUUCUGUCAUGCUCCCAUACCUUCUGCAGGGGUUGUCUUGAGUUUCUACUCAACUCUCAACAGGAUAAACAAAACAUAUUCUGUCCAGUAUGCCGAGAAACCACACCAAUUCCAGAUGGUGACGCUGGUGGAUUGCCGAUGAGCAAAGCAUUCCAGUCUAUGGUAGCGGAAGUAACGGCUGAGAACGAUAAAGAAAUUAAUGUCAAUGAUUUACAACGAGCUAACGUUGCAUUGAAGAGACCCUGUACGUGCGAUGAACAUAUGGAUGGUGAUGAGGAAUGUUUCUGCGCCAACUGCGGGAAGUACAUAUGCUACAAGUGUGGCAUUGGUGAGCAUGUGCAGGAGGGACACACGGUCAUGGACGUUGAACGCCAUAAAGAUGUCGUGAAAAGCAAUGUUAAUGAACUGUUGACGAAAGCAGCUACAAAGAAAUGUGACAUCGAAAAAUACAUUGCCUGUAUAGCUGAACAAUGGGAAACAUGUGAGAAGGUAGAUAAGGAACUCCAUGACGACAUCAACCAAGCUUUUGAGAAAUCUGUUGCAGAGCUGAUGGAGCGUAAGGAGCUCCUUAAGAGCAAAGUUGUGAAUGAACUGAAGAAGAUAAAAACGUCAUUACUAGAAAUGGAAAAGAUCACUAAUCAGCAAGUGACAUAUAUCAACAAGGUUAGUGAGCUAGUAAGAGGGGGUUUAAAAGGUUUCCUGCAGAAAGCCUCUCUUCUGAAAGCACACGAAACCCUUUGUGAAGAGCUGGAAAAGCUUUUGAAGGAAUCAGAACCUGAUCAGGAAGGGCUAAGAAGAUUGACUCACCAAAGUGAACGCAUUCGCUUUGAAAGCGACAACCGAACAGCCAGAAAUCUCUUGGACUGCGUUCGCCGAGGAAAACAAUGGAGAUUGGUGGCAGACAAGCAGCUGCCAUCAGCUAAUAGCAUGGAUAGUUUAGCAGUAUCUCCAAACAACGACAUAUCCGUUGGUUGCCAUGCAGGAGGAAUAGUCACAUAUUCUGCUAAUGGUACAUUACAAGAUAGAGUUCUGCUGAAUGUUUUAGUUCGGGGCUUACAAUAUAGGCCAGAUGGCUGCUAUAUUGUACGGAAAGGUGAAAAUAACAUUAUCACUCUCUAUACCCCAAAAUGUAAGAAACUUGCCCUGUCAUUUGACACACUGGAUAAUGUGAAGGGUGGCAUUGGUGGCUUAGCACGGGGUCGAGAUGGCCACAUUUUCAUCGGUUACAGGAAACUAAAAGAGAUACACGUGUUCAAUGCAAAAGGUGGGAUACCAAUCAGAGAGAUAAAGUGUGAUGGAUACGAACCUCAACAGAUCUUCUCACUAUCGACAAGCAACAAGCUCUUGGUAAGAGACUUAAAUGCAAUAAGGGUGGUCGACAGCAUAUCAGGAACCAUCCUGCAUAGCGUCACCAAGGAAGCCCUCUCUGGAUUCCCAUGUUUGUGCACUGAUGACACGGUUCUCAUUGCAUGGGUUAACAACAAGGAAUGUGUGGCAAACAUCUCUCUUUACACAAGUGAGCUCAAAAUGAUGAAAACCAUCAUCAGUGACUUUCACUUUCAAAUCUCGGAAAGAAAGUGGUACUUUCUCCAAACAUUCAAGAGUGGGGAGAUAGCUUUCUGUACUCCAGACAGACUCUACAUCUUCCGGGAGUCACUAUAGAGUGAUACACAUCUAAUUAUUCAUAAUUUGUGUAUCUAAAUCGCCGAUACACAUGAGAAUAAUACGUAUCUAUGAAUUAGUAACCAGCUGUAGUAUGUAGAUAGAUAGAUGGCGCUA